Messenger RNA from Aspergillus calidoustus, 1845 nucleotides. Lineage: Eukaryota; Fungi; Ascomycota; Eurotiomycetes; Eurotiales; Aspergillaceae. The record is from the annotation of a GenBank genome assembly.
AUGACGAAGGAUGAUGUCUUCGAGGGCGUGUCGCCCCAAAAAAGGACUACAGAUACUCCCGAAGAUCCAAUCCGAUCCUCGCUACCCGCAUUACCGGCAGAGUCGGACGACUUGAGUUAUUCCAAAGAAGCAUUUUCGGAGAAGAAGGCCAUUUCCGAUCCGCACGCUGUUGAUACCAGCAGCAACCCAAGUGGACAGGAUGUUGAAGCAGGAGAAGGGCGAUUUGCAGGAGUCAAAGCGCAGGCUCGCCAUUACAAGAAGCUGUAUCUCAAACAUGUCCUUCUGGCUGUCACAUGGCUUCUGUUCACCGGAUGGUGGAUUGCUGGCCUCAUUCUCCACCGGUACGACUUGGGCUGGUUGAUCCCAUUCCUGCUCUACCUCGCCAUCUCGCUCCGGGUAUUCUUCAUUUACGUGCCCAUCCGAAUCUUCUGGCGGCCGGUACAAUAUGUGUGGGGAAUUACUGCCCUCAAAUUUGUGGCUAUGAUUCCGGAAGCCUGGCGAAUUCCAGGUGGUGCUCUCGUGACCAUUGCAACCAUCAUCGUCGGGUCCUUCGCGUCUGCAGAAGCACCAGGGAACACCAGAGAAGACCGCGCUGUGAGCCUUUUCGGGCUGGUAGUUUGUAUCUUUCUACUUUGGGUUACCUCCAGAAACCGAAGAAAGAUUGUCUGGCACACUGUCAUCGUGGGUAUGCUGGUGCAGUUCAUCAUUGCGCUUUUCGUCCUCCGAACCAAAGCUGGUUACGACAUCUUCGACUUCGUCUCGAUGUUGGCUAGAGAGCUGCUCGGCUUUGCCCAGGAGGGUGUGGACUUCCUGACCACUCCCAACUUCAUUGCCACCCACGGCUAUUUCCUGGUCUCGGUUAUCCCCGCCAUCAUCUUCUUCGUCUCUCUCGUCCAGCUGCUCUACUAUUCUGGAGUUCUGCAGUGGGCUAUUCGCAAGAUGGCCGUUUUCUUUUUCUGGUCCAUGCGUGUGUCUGGCGCCGAGGCCGUGGUAGCAGCUGCCUCACCAUUCAUUGGACAGGGAGAGUCUGCUAUGUUGAUCAAGCCCUUCAUCGCCCAUCUUACAAUGGCAGAGAUUCACCAGGUUAUGUGCUCUGGUUUCGCGACCAUUGCAGGAUCCGUCUUGGUUUCCUAUCUGCAGAUGGGAGUCAACCCUCAAGCCCUCAUUUCCUCUUGUGUGAUGAGUAUUCCCGCUUCGCUCGCAGUCUCCAAACUGCGCUGGCCCGAAGAGGAAGAGACUCUCACCGCUGGCCGGGUCAUUAUCCCCGAGGACACGGAUGAGAAGCCCUCCAACAUCCUCGACGCCUUCGCCAAGGGCGCCUGGCUUGGUAUCAAGAUCGCUGGUAUGAUUGCGGCGACUCUGUUGUGUAUCAUUAGUUUGAUCGGACUCAUCGACGGUCUCCUCACCUGGUGGGGUCGGUACUUGAACAUCAACGACCCCACACUUACACUUGACCUGAUCCUCGGCUACAUCUGUUACCCCAUCGCCUUCCUUCUCGGUGUCAGCCGCAACGGUGACCUGCUCAAGGUUGGAAAGCUUAUUGGUCUCAAGCUCGUGGCUAACGAGUUCGUCGCCUACUCCGCUCUCCAGACCGACCCCCAGUACGACGACCUCUCCAAUCGUUCCCGCCUCAUCGCCACAUACGCGCUCUGCGGUUUCGCCAACAUCGGAUCUUUGGGUAACCAAAUUGGUGUGCUUGCUCAGCUUGCGCCCGGCCGGUCUGGCGAUGUUUCCCGCGUCGCCGUCAGUGCGAUGAUCACAGGUGCCAUCAGUACAUUCACUAGUGCAACCAUUGCAGGCAUGCUUAUCCAGAAUGAGCAACAGUUCGUCAACACGACUAGCUAA